Nicotiana tabacum (common tobacco) is the source of this 763-nucleotide messenger RNA. Its product is annotated as ethylene-responsive transcription factor RAP2-1-like. Lineage: Eukaryota; Viridiplantae; Streptophyta; Magnoliopsida; Solanales; Solanaceae. Gene Ontology annotation, biological process: regulation of DNA-templated transcription. Gene Ontology annotation, molecular function: DNA-binding transcription factor activity; DNA binding. The record is from RefSeq and is a predicted model, not a curated record.
CAGCUGCUUCGGUGUCUCUAUACAUUCCCACCACCUCCAUAUAAAUUUCAUCUUUCUUUAAUUUCUCCCUAGUCCUAUUCUUUCUUAUUCCUUUUUUUUUUGGUUGGAAGAUGGAAGGAGGGUCAUGUUGUUCAAGAAUAGAGAAAAGGCAAAAUAGCCAACAAGAGAAGCCAUAUAGAGGAAUUCGUAAGAGGAAAUGGGGAAAGUGGGUGGCAGAAAUAAGAGAACCAAAUAAAAGGACAAGAAUUUGGCUAGGUUCUUACUCUUCUCCAGUAGCAGCUGCUCGUGCCUAUGACACUGCUGUUUUUCACUUGAGAGGCCCUUCUGCUAAACUCAACUUCCCACAAUUCAUUGUUAAUAAUGAAAAUCAUCAACUUCACAACCAACUCUCUGCUUCUGAUAUUCGCAAGAAAGCUACUCAAGUUGGUGCCAAAGUGGAUGCUAAUUUGCAAACUGCAACCAAUUCUACUGAGUCCAACUGGUUAUCAAUGAGGCCAGACUUAAAUGAAUAUCCAACUCCAGAAACCUGGGAGGAAUUAGCUAUAUAAUUGAAGCCGCAGUUCUAUAUCUUUAAUUUAUGGCUAUAUAGAUGCUUGUGAUUCAUGUUCUAUGAACAUAAUCUGUAACUUUCAUAUAGUUGUACCUAUCCACAAGAAAUAACAACCCAACUAGCUAGCUAUAGCCAAUCUUGGUUUUAGUACUUAAUUUGCUGUUGGGAGUUUGUAAAGUUUGAUAUUUAACGUUGUUUUCUUUCUUUUCCCAA